AUGACAGCUGAGAUCACAGCCGGACUGAAAGAGAGGAAAGCCGGACUGGAAGAGAAGAAAUUCCGACAAGAAGAAAUAACUGUCGGCCAAGAAAAGGUGCGAGAGCAACUCCAACAAGUGAAAGUGGAGUUUGUAGAAGAAACUGGAGCCAUAAAAGAAGAUGUGAAGAUGACAGAAGCGGCGUCUGAAAAAUCGAAGGAUGGAGAAAUGAAUAAAGUAGUUGAUGAAGUGUCUGAGAAUGAUCAAGAAAUGAAGGAUGAACCAUCUAACGAGAUUAAAGAAAGAGAUCGAAAAGAUGAAGAAAUGAAAGGCGGGAAAGAAGGUUGUGAUUUUCAUGUGCCUGAAGUAGAGAGAAAAGAAAGUGAAAAUGUGACUGUUAAGUUCAACGAAAUUGAUAGUGAAAUUACGAAGUCGAAGUUAUCAAGAAUUGAACGAUCUGAAAGUGCAUGUGAUGCAGAGAUGGAAGAAGAUGAUAUACAGCUUAAGCAGUGUGCUCCAGUAUUGCAAGAAAAUUCAUCCACAGUGCAAACUAGUAUGUGUGCGUCUCAUAGUGCAGAUUUUGCAGACAGGGACUUGAUUCUAAACCUGGAUACUUCUGCUUGUAAAAGAUCGGAUUCUAUUCGCGACCCUGGUGCGAACAUCAGAACUGGUUCCCAGGAAACGAAGGAAAAUUAG
This is a messenger RNA of Stegodyphus dumicola, 675 nucleotides long. RefSeq lists its product as uncharacterized. The record is from RefSeq and is a predicted model, not a curated record. NCBI's taxonomy places the organism in Eukaryota, Metazoa, Arthropoda, Arachnida, Araneae, Eresidae.